Lingula anatina is the source of this 1323-nucleotide messenger RNA. RefSeq names its product 5-hydroxytryptamine receptor 1B-like. Gene Ontology annotation, biological process: G protein-coupled receptor signaling pathway. Gene Ontology annotation, molecular function: G protein-coupled receptor activity. The record is from RefSeq and is a predicted model, not a curated record. Gene Ontology annotation, cellular component: plasma membrane. Lineage: Eukaryota; Metazoa; Brachiopoda; Lingulata; Lingulida; Lingulidae.
AUGUCGAAUCAAACUAUGGCAGAGGUCAACAGCACGGAGGAUUUUGAUUUGGAACAGGCUUCUACGGAGACACGGUCUUGUAAAGGAAUUGCUUGUCUCCCUUUCAUUACUGUAGAGGUAAUUUUAGCUAUCCUUGCAAUCUUGGGGAACGUUUUCCUCAUUGUCGCUUUUGUGAAAUUCAAAGAACUUCGCCAUAGAUCAAACUUCGCAAUCGUGAGCCUCGCCGUAGCAGAUUUGCUCACGGGCGCUAUUUGCAUACCGUACAACAUACUAACGGCGUAUCUGAUUGAAAGCCUCCCGUCUCUGCGCCAUCUUUCAUUUGACAAGUACACAUGCCUUAUGAAAAUAUGCAUCUUCAGCAUUAUGAUGGAGGUCUCUUUCUUGCAUCAGGUGCUAAUAGCAUUUGAAAGAUUUAUGAAGAUUUGUCGACAUGUUCAAUACCCGACAUGGGUGACAAGCAAAAAACUUAUUAUUACUAUUUGGUGCACGUGGUUGUACAUAGUAUUCAUCAAUCUCCCCCCGCUGUUUGGUUGGAACAGUUGGUCUCCCGGUGUAGAAUGCAGAUCGAGUAAAGUUCAAGCGGAUUUCGUGCGCUACAUCAUUAUUCCCCACCAGCCGAUAUGUCUUCUGGCAGCGUUCGGGUUCUACAUCGCCAUUUUCCGCUAUGUUCAGCAGCAAAAAAGAAAGAUCGCGAGUUACACAAACUCUGAAAACUGCCAUCAAACCAAUGAGAGUGUUUUGUCGCAUGAUCCCAUUGGGCUUGGACGAGAAGUGGACCACCCAGACUUUUCGAUGCCUUCAACAUCAAAAACGUCGGUGCCUCUUAUGACUGAUAUUGCAGGGUGUUCUUACAAAACCUCGCCGAUAACACGGGUGGAGCCUUUAUUCAGAGCUGACCCAAAAAGCCCCGCAAUGUUAGAUGCUCCAACAAAGGGGAAAGGAAAGGGAAAACGGUCAGCUCCGACUACUGUUUUCGUUUUGAAACAAAAUCCUCGACCACGAGAAGAUCGUCAAAAUUCUUCUCCCGCCGCCCAUCAGCAUCGUGCCAAGCCUGGAAAAGCCGCGAAAAAUGUAGAAGUGAAGGUAGCAAAGAUGACGUCACUCAUCCUUGCCAGUUUUACGUUACUCUUCAUUCCAUCUAUGAUACUAUUUUUGUGCGAGAGGUACUUCAGAAAUAAUAGAUACACCUUUAAUAUUCUUUUCAACAUUACUAUUGAAUGUAUGUGCCUCGGGUCUGUAAUUAAUCCCUUUAUUUACGGAAUGCUGAAUAGGAAUUUCAGGGAGGCUUUCUUUAAAUUAUUAAGAUUUGAUCGCUUCGGUUAA